AUGGCGCCCAAAGCAGGGAGUUCGACGGCCGAGAGCAAGGGCAAAUCGACUGCCAAUCCAAGCGCCAAGGCCGAAUCUAGUAACACUAAUGCUCAACCAUCAACAGCUGGUAACAAGUUAUCGAAGGACGAGAAGGAACUGUUCAUUAAAUGUCUCAAGGCUGAUCAAAGGACUUUGAGUCACGAGGAAUUACAAAAUGCGAUGCCUAAGUUAGACGUGGUUGAGAAGAUGAGUAUAGCCAACAGCUUGAUUGCUAGAGGUAUGCUCCAAGUCAAACGAGUUCAGGAUGAAUUAUUUUAUAUUGCGGUUGAUAAAUCUCAACAGAAAGUGAAUUCAAGCAUGUCGACGGAUGAGAAGCUGGUAUACGACAACAUAUCGAAUGCCGGAAACACGGGGAUCUGGACGAAGACCUUGAAGAUGAGGACGAACAUCCACCAGACGAAUCUGACGAAGUGCAUCAAAGCAUUGGAGAAUAAGAACCUGAUCAAGGCCGUCAAGAGCGUCAAAUUCCCAACCCGGAAGAUCUAUAUCUUAUCAGAACUGCAGCCGAGUGUCGAACAUUCUGGCGGGCCUUGGUAUACCGAUAACGAAUUGGAUACCGAGUUUAUCGGGGUCUUGUUACAAAGUAUCCUCAAAUGUUUGCAAGAUCGGUCUUAUCCGGUCCAAAAUUCGUCGGAUUCCGAUCGACCAAUGGCCCUCUUAUAUCCCGCUUCACACACGCCUUUCCUGCCGACGACGGUGCACGACGUGUUAGCGUAUCUGAAGCAGUCGCAAAUCAUCCAAGAAGGCACGGAUCUGAACACGGAACACAUCCUGACCUUAUUGGAUGUGCUUCUGUAUGAUGGCGUGGUCGAAAGGAUCACGGUUGGGACUGCGAAAUGCGAAGGACAGGCCGGGAUGAGUGAGUCGGAUGAAGAAGAUGAGGACGACCCGGAGGAGGAGGAGGAGGAGGAGGAGCAAAGUGAGUUGGAGGAUGAUGGACUCUUGAUGGCUCAGAAACGUCGGAAAAGUCUCGGCUCGACCACCAAGAAAUCCUCGAAACGACGCAAGACCAAUUCGGGUAAACAGCUACGAUUCCAGGAUCGAUCGGAUGAGGAGCGAAUGGAGGAAGAAGAGAAUCGACGGAAAAAACGAGCAGAAGGGCGCCGGAUGAUCCCGAGCAACGAAGCGUUUGUGUACCGGGCCUUACGACCGUUACCGAACCAAGUCGAGCACGAAGAAGAAGAAGAGACUGGGGUCUCGGAGCGAGGGAUAGUGGAGCCGCCGAGUGUCUCUGGCUUCUUCGACAUGCCCUGUGGCCAUUGUCCUUCGUUUGACUUCUGCUCCUCCAAAGGAAAAGCCUGGCAAUUCAAAGGCUCAACCACUCUGGGCUCCACCCUCAACUCCACUAAUCAUGAGAAUGGCCCCGCCUCCUUUCAUCGUAAAUUACCCAAGAUCGGCUUGGCUGGCAUCGGCGCUGGCUUCAAUGCCGUCGGGGGACUCGGCGCUGCCGGUGGCGUGGCUCCCGUCAAUCCCGCUGAUUGCGUCUACUUGUUCGUCCUCGCUUCUUCUUCUUCUUCUUCUUCUUCUUCUUCUUGA
Messenger RNA from Puccinia graminis f. sp. tritici CRL 75-36-700-3, 1578 nucleotides. RefSeq lists its product as uncharacterized. The coding region runs from base 1 to 1578 and encodes 525 amino acids. Gene Ontology annotation, biological process: transcription by RNA polymerase III. The record is from RefSeq and is a predicted model, not a curated record. The transcript has 6 exons. Lineage: Eukaryota; Fungi; Basidiomycota; Pucciniomycetes; Pucciniales; Pucciniaceae. Gene Ontology annotation, cellular component: RNA polymerase III complex.